AUUUCGUCACUUCCGUUUACUGUCGGGCACCGCAGCGGAGUUCUCAGAGUGCGGCGGCUAACCGGCUGAAGAAGCUGAGGGACUAGAGGCGGGGUGGGCGGGGGGGUGGAACGGGGAGGAAAUCCCUUCACCGAGACAGCAGCCUGGACGUUCCCACCUCCUCCCAAACUGUCGGGUCCGAUCGGACAGGGGUCACCGCCUCCUCCAGCGGUGGAGAAGGGGGGCGGAGCCCGGCUCAGGAUAAUGGAUUUUCCUGGACACUUCGAACAGAUCUUCCAGCAGCUGAACUACCAGAGACUUCAUGGACAGCUGUGUGACUGUGUCAUUGUUGUGGGGAACAGGCAUUUUAAAGCCCACCGCUCCGUGCUGGCAGCAUGCAGCACGCAUUUCCGAGCCCUGUUCUCGGUAGCAGAGGGAGAUCAGAGCAUGAACAUGAUCCAGCUGGAUAGUGAGGUCGUGACAGCGGAGGCCUUUGCCGCGCUGAUUGACAUGAUGUACACCUCCACCCUCAUGCUGGGGGAGAGCAAUGUUAUGGAUGUCUUAUUGGCAGCCUCUCACCUGCAUCUGAACUCCGUUGUUAAGGCAUGUAAACAUUACCUCACGACAAGGACGCUGCCCAUGUCUCCCCCCAGUGAGCGUGUCCAGGAGCAAAGUGCCCGCAUGCAGCGCUCCUUUAUGCUCCAGCAGCUGGGACUAAGCAUUGUGAGCUCGGCCCUUAAUUCCAGCCAGAGUGGUGAGGAGCAGUCAGCCCCUAUGAGCUCUUCGAUGCGCAGUAACCUGGACCAGCGGACUCCCUUCCCCAUGAGACGCCUUCACAAGCGCAAGCAGUCUGCAGAGGAGCGAGCCAGACAGCGCCUUCGACCCACCAUGGAUGAGUCUGCCAUUUCAGAUGUUACCCCGGAGACUGGACCGUCGGGGGUUCAUUCUCGGGAGGAGUUCUUUUCACCAGAUUCUCUGAAAAUUGUGGAUAACCCUAAGGCCGACGGCAUGACCGACAGCCAGGAAGACACCACCAUCAUGUUUGACCAGUCUUUUGGUGCUCAGGAAGAUGCCCAAGUGCCCAGCCAGUCUGACAACAGCACUGGCAACAUGGCGCAGUUGUCCAUGGCAUCUCGGGCAACUCAGGUGGAGACGAGUUUCGAGCAGGAGGCCGCGACUGAGAAAAGUGGUUUCCAGUGUGAGAAUCCUGAGGUUGGCCUUGGUGAGGAGCACAUGCGAGUGGUGGUGAAGUCAGAGCCCCUGAGCUCCCCGGAGCCUCAGGACGAAGUGAGCGAUGUGACCUCCCAGGCCGAGGGCAGUGAGUCUGUGGAAGUGGAAGGAGUUGUGGUCAGUGCUGAGAAGAUCGAUCUCAGCCCGGAAAGCAGCGAUCGGAGUUUUUCCGAUCCCCAGUCUAGCACGGACAGGGUAGGUGACAUCCAUAUAUUGGAAGUCACAAAUAAUCUAGAACAUAAGUCUACUUUUAGCAUUUCAAAUUUUCUUAACAAGAACAGAGGAGGUAACUUUAGCACAAACCAAAACAAUGAUGAUAAUCUCCCAAACACCACUAGUGACUGCAGGCUGGAGGGUGAGGCCUCUUAUUUGUUGAGUCCAGAGGCAGGGCCUGCAGGCGGGCCUUCCUCGGCUCCGGGCUCUCAUGAGAACCCAUUUAGUGAGCCUGCAGACUCUCAUUUUGUUAGGCCGAUGCAGGAAGUGAUGGGCCUGCCAUGUGUGCAGACCUCAGGCUACCAAGGAGGAGAACAGUUUGGGAUGGAUUUUUCCAGGUCCGGUUUGGGUCUCCACUCCUCCUUUUCCAGGGUAAUGAUGGGCUCCCCAAGAGGAGGAGCCAGUAACUUUCCUUAUUACCGCCGCAUUGCUCCCAAAAUGCCAGUUGUAACUUCUGUCAGGAGCUCACAGAUCCCUGAAAACACUGCGGGUUCCCAGCUGAUGAUGAAUGGGGCCACUUCCUCAUUUGAAAAUGCCCAUCCGUCCCAGCCUGGCCCUCCCCAGUUGACCAGAGCCUCUGCUGACGUCUUGUCCAAAUGCAAGAAGGCCUUGUCAGAGCACAAUGUCUUGGUUGUAGAAGGUGCUCGCAAGUAUGCUUGCAAAAUCUGCUGCAAGACUUUCCUGACCUUGACAGAUUGCAAGAAGCACAUUCGUGUUCACACAGGUGAAAAACCCUACGCCUGCUUAAAGUGUGGCAAGAGGUUCAGCCAGUCCAGCCACCUCUAUAAACAUUCUAAGACGACCUGCCUCCGCUGGCAGAGCAGCAAUCUCCCCAGCACUCUGCUCUAGACACAGUGCUGAUUGAUGCCAGUGGUGGAAUCAGCCGGAAACCUUCAUUAGAUGGUUAAUGCCGUAGGGUUUGCGCUUCAGGCUGCAAUGGUUCCUGCAAAUUUGGGCAGUUACUAAACGGAGACUGAUCAAUGUAGUGCUUGUGUUGCUACAUUUCCAAGUGAAGUGCACGACUUGGCAGAGAGAUGCAAUCCCUGAAACCAAGUUGAGUAAUGCAGUCAUAAAAUAGUUUGUAAUCGAUGUUCUUAAAAGUGGC
Chrysochloris asiatica (Cape golden mole) is the source of this 2527-nucleotide messenger RNA. RefSeq names its product zinc finger and BTB domain containing 5 (gene ZBTB5). Gene Ontology annotation, cellular component: nucleus. Lineage: Eukaryota; Metazoa; Chordata; Mammalia; Afrosoricida; Chrysochloridae. Gene Ontology annotation, biological process: regulation of transcription by RNA polymerase II. The transcript has 2 exons. Gene Ontology annotation, molecular function: protein binding; DNA-binding transcription factor activity, RNA polymerase II-specific; RNA polymerase II cis-regulatory region sequence-specific DNA binding. The coding region runs from base 244 to 2271 and encodes 675 amino acids. The record is from RefSeq and is a predicted model, not a curated record.